AAUGAUGCAAUCAUUCUACAUUCAUUAAUGAUUCAAUACUGCUAUAGCUGUUGUAAGAAGCAUUCAAGCUAAUUAAAGUCCAAAGACUGUAUUCCUUGUCUCCGUGUGAACUCUCUAAACGGAGUGCUAUUUCUGGAUGAAGCGGCUCCGGCGCAAACAUCCCACAACAUAAGAUUCCCCAAUAUUGGUCCUUCGAGCCGGAAAGCUUCACCCACGACAGCGCCAUGGAUGUACAGGAAACAGAAACAGCUACGAUUGGAGCUCAUGGAGGAAGACAGCGACAGCUUCCAACACACCUGCAAGGCUAUAAGAUACCAUGAAGGAGAUGGGAGAUGACAAACUGGCUGUGCUGCUGCCUGCUGACCAUGACUUAGAGGUUAAAUAGAAUCAUGCCUGCCAUCUCCUGAAACAUCACUGUCACAAAAUAAGCAACAGGAUGGAAAAAGGUCAUGACCAAAUAGAGUGAGACAACUGCUGACCAGCCACUCCCCUUCUCUAUAAAAGAGGCAGAGCUGGACUCACAAGAACUGAAGGACACCAACACAGAUCUGAGACUCGUCUUUUUUGGAACAAGCUAAGCCUCCUCUAAAGUGCCAUCAUGAGCACAGAUGCGGAGAUGGCCUCCUAUGGCCCGGCGGCCAUUUACCUCCGAAAAACAGAGAGGGAGAGGAUUGAGGCUCAGGCUGCCCCUUUUGAUGCCAAAACAUCCUACUUUGUGGCUGAUGUGACGGAUAUGUACCUCAAGGGUACACUUGUAAAGAAAGAGGGUGGCAAAGCCACAGUUGAUACAGAUUCUGGAAAGACUCUCACUGUAAAAGAGGAGGACAUCCAUCUCAGGAACCCUCCAAAGUAUGACAAAAUGGAGGACAUGGCCAUGAUGACCCAUCUCAAUGAGCCUGCUGUGCUGUAUAACCUCAAAGAGCGUUAUUCAUCAUGGAUGAUCUAUACCUACUCUGGCCUGUUCUGUGUCGUUGUGAACCCCUACAAGUGGCUUCCUGUGUACGACGCUCAGGUUGUGGAUGCAUACAAAGGCAAAAAGAGGAUUGAGGCACCACCCCAUAUUUUUUCCAUCUCUGACAAUGCCUAUCAGUUCAUGCACACUGAUCGCGAGAACCAGUCUGUCCUGAUUACCGGAGAAUCCGGUGCAGGAAAGACAGUGAACACCAAGCGUGUCAUCCAGUACUUUGCAACAAUUGCAGCUAUUGGAUCUACUAAGAAGGCUGAGUCAUCGUCUGGCAAAAUUAAGGGCUCCCUUGAAGACCAGAUCAUUGCAGCCAACCCUCUGCUGGAGGCCUAUGGUAAUGCCAAGACUGUGAGGAAUGACAACUCCUCUCGUUUUGGUAAAUUCAUCAGAAUCCACUUUGGCCCUACUGGAAAGCUGGCUUCAGCUGAUAUUGAAACAUAUCUGCUGGAGAAGUCCCGUGUCACCUUCCAGUUGUCUGCUGAGAGAAGCUACCAUAUAUUCUAUCAGUUGAUGACUGGCCACAGGCCUGAGGUCCUGGAGACUCUUCUUAUCACCACCAACCCCUAUGACUACCAUAUGAUCAGUCAGGGUGAAAUCACUGUCAAAAGCAUAGAUGAUGUGGAGGAGUUUGAUGCAACAGAUAUGGCAAUUGACAUAUUGGGCUUCACUAGUGAGGAGAAAAUGGGCAUUUACAAGCUGACUGGGGCUGUGAUGCAUCAUGGAAACAUGAAAUUCAAGCAAAAGCAGCGUGAGGAGCAGGCUGAACCUGAUGGCAAUGAGGAGGCUGAUAAAAUCGCCUACCUCCUUGGCCUGAACUCAGCCGAAAUGCUGAAAUGUUUGUGCUACCCAAGAGUCAAGGUUGGAAAUGAGAUGGUGACCAAAGGUCAAACUGUGUCACAGGUCAAAAAUUCUGUCAGUGCUCUGUGCAAGUCCAUCUAUGAGAAAAUGUUCUUGUGGAUGGUCAUCCGCAUCAAUGAGAUGUUGGCCACAAAGCUGGCCAGACAGUACUACAUUGGAGUGUUGGAUAUCGCUGGAUUUGAGAUCUUUGAUUACAACAGCUUGGAGCAACUCUGCAUCAACUUCACCAAUGAGAAACUGCAACAGUUUUUCAACCACCACAUGUUUGUCCUGGAGCAAGAGGAGUACAAGAAAGAAGGCAUUGCAUGGGAGUUCAUUGACUUUGGUAUGGACUUGGCUGCCUGCAUUGAGCUUAUCGAGAAGCCAAUGGGCAUCUUCUCCAUCCUUGAAGAGGAGUGCAUGUUCCCCAAGGCCUCUGACACAACUUUCAAGAACAAGCUGCAUGAUCAGCAUCUUGGCAAGACCAAGGCCUUUGAGAAGCCAAAGCCUGGAAAGGGCAAGGCUGAAGCUCACUUCUCCCUAGUUCACUAUGCCGGUACAGUGGACUACAAUAUCACUGGCUGGCUGGACAAGAACAAGGACCCCCUGAAUGACUCAGUUGUUCUGCUCUACCAGAAAGCUUCAAACAAACUACUGGCAUUGCUGUAUCUAACUCAUGGUGGUGAAGAGGCUGGUGCCAGUAAGAAGGCUGGAAAAAAGAAGGGUGGUUCCUUCCAAACUGUGUCUGCUCUUUUCAGAGAGAACUUGGGAAAGCUGAUGUUCAACUUGAGGAGCACUCACCCUCAUUUUGUCCGUUGCCUGAUUCCAAAUGAAUCGAAGACCCCAGGUCUUAUGCAGAACCACUUGGUCAUCCACCAGCUAAGGUGUAACGGUGUGCUGGAAGGCAUCAGAAUCUGCAGAAAGGGCUUCCCAAGCAGAGUCCUUUACGCUGACUUUAAGCAGAGAUACAAAGUAUUGAAUGCCAGUAUCAUCCCUGAGGGACAGUUUAUUGACAACAAGAAAGCUUCAGAGAAGCUGCUUGGCUCCAUUGAUGUAGACCACACUCAGUACAAGUUUGGGCACACUAAGGUGUUCUUCAAAGCCGGUCUGCUGGGUACCCUUGAAGAGUUGAGAGAUGAUAAACUGGCUAAGCUGGUGACCAUGACUCAGGCUCGCAUGAGAGGUUUCCUCUCAAGGAGAGAGUUUGUUAAGAUGAUGGAGAGGAGAGAAGCUAUUUUUGCUGUCCAGUACAAUAUCCGUUCUUUCAUGAAUGUGAAAAAUUGGCCAUGGCUUAAAUUGUACUUCAAGAUCAAGCCUCUUCUUCAGAGUGCUGAGACGGAGAAAGAGCUGUUACAGAUGAAGGAGAACUAUGAUAAGAUGAAAUCAGACUUGGCUACUGCCCUGGCCAAGAAGAAGGAACUGGAGGAGAAAAUGGUCUCCCUGUUGCAGGAAAAGAAUGACCUGCAACUCCAAGUGGCUUCGGAAGGAGACAAUCUCUCUGAUGCUGAGGAAAGAUGUGAAGGGCUCAUUAAGAGCAAGAUCCAGCUUGAGGCCAAACUCAAAGAGACAACCGAGAAACUGGAAGAUGAAGAGGAAAUGAAUGGUGAGUUGACUGCUAAGAAGAGGAAGCUGGAGGAUGAAUGCUCAGAGCUGAAGAAAGAUAUUGAUGACUUGGAGCUCACCUUGGCUAAAGUGGAGAAGGAGAAACAUGCCACAGAAAAUAAGGUGAAAAACCUGACAGAGGAGAUGGCAUCUCAAGAUGAAUCCAUUGCCAAGUUAACCAAGGAGAAGAAAGCCCUCCAAGAGGCGCACCAGCAAACACUUGAUGAUCUCCAGUCAGAGGAAGACAAAGUCAACACUCUGACCAAAGCCAAGACAAAGCUGGAACAGCAAGUGGACGAUCUUGAGGGAUCAUUGGAGCAAGAGAAAAAGCUCCGCAUGGACCUUGAGAGAGCCAAGAGGAAGCUUGAGGGGGAUCUGAAACUGACCCAGGAAUCCGUAAUGGAUCUGGAGAAUGACAAGCAGCAAUCUGAUGAGAGAAUCAAGAAGAAGGACUUUGAGAAUAGCCAGCUCCUCAGCAAGAUUGAAGACGAACAGACACUUGGUGCUCAGCUUCAGAAGAAGGUCAAGGAACUCCAGGCUCGUAUUGAGGAGCUGGAGGAGGAGAUUGAGGCUGAGAGGGCUGCUCGGGCUAAGGUGGAGAAGCAAAGGGCGGACCUCUCCAGGGAGCUUGAGGAGAUCAGUGAGAGGCUGGAGGAAGCUGGUGGAGCAACAUCCGCUCAGAUUGAGAUGAACAAGAAGCGCGAAGCUGAGCUUCAGAAGCUGCGUCGGGAUCUUGAAGAGUCAACCCUGCAGCAUGAAGCUACUGCAGCAGCUCUCCGCAAGAAACAGGCUGACAGUGUUGCAGAGCUGGGAGAGCAGAUCGACAAUCUCCAGCGCGUCAAGCAGAAGCUGGAGAAGGAGAAGAGCGAGUUCAAGAUGGAGAUUGAUGAUCUCUCCAGCAACAUGGAGUCUGUUGCCAAAGCAAAGGGCAAUUUGGAAAAAAUGUGCAGAACUCUUGAAGAUCAGUUGAGUGAGCUCAAAACCAAAAAUGAUGAGAAUGUUCGCAAACUGAAUGACAUCAGUGGACAGAAGACCAGACUGCAGACAGAGAAUGGUGAAUAUUCCCGCCAGCUUGAGGAGAAAGAAGCUCUUGUUUCCCAGCUCACCAGAGGCAAACAGGCCUUCACUCAGCAGAUCGAGGAGUUUAAGAGGCACAUUGAGGAAGAAGUGAAGGCCAAGAACGCCCUGGCCCAUGCUGUUCAGGCAGCCCGUCAUGACUGUGAUCUGCUCAGAGAGCAGUUUGAGGAGGAGCAGGAGGCCAAGGCUGAGCUGCAGAGAGGGAUGUCCAAGGCCAACAGUGAGGUAGCUCAGUGGAGAGCCAAAUAUGAGACUGAUGCUAUCCAGCGCACUGAGGAGCUGGAGGAGGCCAAGAAAAAGCUUGCCCAGCGUCUGCAGGAGGCUGAGGAAUCAACUGAGGCUGUGAACUCUAAGUGUGCCUCUCUGGAGAAGACCAAGCAAAGGCUGCAGGCCGAAGUGGAAGACCUCAUGAUUGAUGUAGAGAGAGCUAACGGUCUAGCUGCCAACCUUGACAAGAAGCAGAGGAACUUUGAUAAGGUCCUGGCAGAAUGGAAGCAGAAGUAUGAAGAGGCCCAGGCAGAGCUGGAAGGAUCCCAGAAGGAGGCUCGUUCUCUCAGCACUGAACUGUUCAAGAUGAAGAACUCUUAUGAGGAAACUCUGGAUCACUUGGAGACCCUAAAGAGAGAAAACAAGAACCUGCAACAGGAGAUCACAGACAUGACUGAACAGAUUGGUGAGACUGGGAAGUGUAUCCAUGAGCUGGAGAAAUCCAAGAAGUCUGUGGAGGUUCAGAAGUCUGAGAUUCAGAUGGCACUGGAAGAAGCUGAGGGUACACUGGAGCAUGAAGAGUCCAAGAUUCUUCGUGUUCAACUUGAGCUCAACCAGGUCAAAGGUGAGGUUGACAGGAAGCUGUCAGAGAAGGAUGAGGAGAUGGAGCAGAUCAAGAGGAACAGCCAGAGGGUGAUCGACUCCAUGCAGACCAAUCUCGAUGCUGAGGUCAGAAGUAGGAAUGAUGCCCUUAGAAUUAAGAAGAAGAUGGAGGGAGAUCUUAAUGAGAUGGAGGUUCAGCUGAGUCAUGCCAACAGGCAGGCUGCUGAGGCCCAGAAACAACUGAGGAAUGUCCAGGGACAGCUCAAGGAUGCCAUACUGCACCUUGAUGAUGCUAUCAGAGGACAGGAAGAAAUGAAGGAACAGGUUGGCAUGGUGGAGCGCAGAAAUGGCCUGAUGGUGGCUGAGAUUGAGGAGCUGAGAGCCGCUCUGGAGCAGACAGAGAGAGCACGCAAAAUAGCUGAGCAGGAGUUGGUUGAUGCCAGUGAGCGUGUUGGAUUGCUUCAUUCUCAGAACACCAGUCUUAUGAACACCAAGAAGAAGCUGGAGACUGACUUUGUCCAGGUCCAGGGUGAAGUUGAUGAUGCUAUCCAGGAAGCAAGAAAUGCUGAGGAGAAAGCCAAAAAGGCAAUCACUGAUGCGGCCAUGAUGUGUGAGGAGCUGAAGAAGGAGCAAGAUACCAGUGCUCACCUUGAGAGGAUGAAGAAGAACCUGGAGGUCACAGUCAAGGACCUGCAGCACCGCUUGGAUGAGGCUGAGAACCUCGCCAUGAAGGGUGGCAAGAAACAGCUCCAGAAACUGGAGUCCAGGGUGCGUGAGCUUGAAACUGAAGUUGAAGCUGAACAGAGACGUGGUGCUGAUGCUGUGAAAGGUGUCCGCAAAUAUGAGAGGAGAGUGAAGGAGCUUACCUACCAGACUGAGGAGGAUAAGAAGAAUGUGUUCAGACUUCAGGAUCUGGUGGACAAGCUGCAGCUCAAAGUCAAGGCUUACAAGAGACAGGCUGAGGACGCUGAGGAGCAGGCCAACACCCACAUGACCAGGCACAGGAAGGUGCAGAAUGAGAUGGAGGAAGCUCAGGAGCGUGCUGACAUCGCUGAGUCCCAGGUCAACAAGCUCAGAGUCAAGAGCCGUGAUGUUGGGAAGUCUGACACUGCUGAAUAGGAAGAAACAUCCUUCUGAAGACUUAUGACAUAAUUCAUAAAAUAUGAACUAGCUGUUGAAUUGUCUUCUUGUUAUAUCAAUAAAAUGCAUCCUGAAUG
This is a messenger RNA of Gymnodraco acuticeps, 6507 nucleotides long. Its product is annotated as myosin heavy chain, fast skeletal muscle. Gene Ontology annotation, molecular function: ATP binding; actin filament binding; cytoskeletal motor activity. The transcript is spliced from 43 exons. Bases 599 to 6409 code for a protein of 1936 amino acids. The record is from RefSeq and is a predicted model, not a curated record. Gene Ontology annotation, cellular component: myosin complex. Lineage: Eukaryota; Metazoa; Chordata; Actinopteri; Perciformes; Bathydraconidae.